AUUUGUAGUAAUAUUAGUUGUACUUUGUUAUUAAAUUGACCUGCUAUCAGUUUUACGAUUAGUUAAAUUUCAAGCUUUUUUUGAAUUAAAAGUUAUAAAAAUUAUUUUAAGAAACACAUACGCGAGUAUGCAAUCGAAUAGUUAUUGUUGAUUUGGUGUGGAAAUUGAAGUGGCGUUUUAUGGCUGCUAGUUUUUUAAGCAAACUGUAGAAGACCCCCGAUAUAAUAAUAAAAAAUAAUGCAUUAUAUAGCGGCAUUAGAUGUGGGAACAACAACAGUACGUUGUUUUGUGCUCAAUGAAAAAUGUGAAAUUAGGGGUUCAGCUGUGGAAGCGGUGGAAUUGUUGAAUCCUAAACCGGGUUAUUUUGAAAUUGAACCAGAAGGUUUAUGGCGGAAAAUCGUUAGAGUUAUAAAAACAGCUGUGCAAAAUGCUCAAAUUUUACCCUCUCAGAUUAGUUGUCUGGGUAUUAGCUCACAACGUUGUACUUUUUUGACUUGGAAUCAUUUGACCCAAGAAUACUUUCAUAAUUUUAUAACGUGGAAAGAUUUGCGUUCCGAUGGCUUGGUUGACAAAUGGAAUAAUAGUUUAACUUUAAAAACCAUUAAUAGCUUGGCCUAUGCUUUGUAUUUAUUAACACGUAGUAAUCGUUUUUUGGCUGGCAGUGUUCUGAAAAUGAUGAAUGGUCAAGUUACUUUACGUUUACUGUACGAGAUACAAAAUAAUCUAAAAUUGAAAGAAGCUUUAAAAACUAAAUCUGCCAGAAUUGAGUUAUUGGAUUCAUGGAUUUUAUAUAAAUUGAGAUCGGGUAAUGGUGAGAAUCCUAAUGUUGAACAUAUCGCGGAUAUAACCUCAUGUACGGCAACUGGUUUAUUUGAUCCCUUUCUGUUGGAUUGGUCACCGAUGAUGAAAUUUGUAUUUGGAAUUGAUACUAGCCUAUUCUCUAGUCAAUAUACUGGUCUAUUCUCUAGUCUAUUUAUAGGUGAUUAUUUAACUAUAAACUUUCAGAGUUCCCUACUGCCAAAAAUUGUUAAUAAUUCGUACAAACAUUUCGGACAUAUCAAUCCCGUCGACUUUGGACCCGAAUGGAAAAAUUGUCAAAUACCCAUAACAUCAUCGAUUAGUGAUCAAGCGGCUGCUAUAUUUGGCUCACAAUGUUACUCAAAAGGUGAUGUUAAAAUCACUAUUGGGACGGGAGCCUUUUUAGAUCUAAUAACAGGCAACAAAUGUCAUGCUUCUUUAAAAGGCAUGUAUCCUUUGGUAGCUUGGCAAUUUGAUGAGACUACAUUUUGUGUUGAGGGAGCUGCCCAUGAUAUGGGCACGGUAAUAGCUUGGGGUCAAAAUUGUGGUCUAUUCGCAGAUCCUGCGGAAACUUCGAGUAUUGCAGAAUCAAUAACCGAUACAAAUGGUGUUUAUUUUGUACCGGCCUUCAGUGGUUUGGGGGCUCCCAUAAAUGAUCAUAAGGCGGCUAGCGGUUUUAUAGGUAUAACACCCUCCACCACAAAAGCUCAUCUAAUUAGAGCUUUAUUGGAAAGUAUUGUAUUUCGUUUAGUGCAAUUAUGUAAAACGGCGGAAGAGGAGGAAACGGGACAAAAGCUUAAGAUUCUAAAGGUAGAUGGUGGUGUCUCACGUAAUAAUUUUGUCUGUCAGUUUUUGGCAGAUGCCAGCGGUAUACAUGUGGAAAGAGCACGCAAUCCAGAAAGCAGUAUACUGGGUGCCACCUAUGCUGCUGGCAUUAAUUUUGGCCUUUGGAAAACUUUCAAUGAUAUAAGUAAAUUUCGUGAUAUAGAACGGGUCUUUGAACCAAAUAGAGAAAAAUAUCACGAAAUAUGUAAGCGUAUGAAUAUUUGGCUAAAAGCUAUUGAACGUUUUGGUCAUUGGUAUUGCUAGUAUAAAGCUUAUGCGUUUAAAUAAUGUAAAUAAUGUUUUUUUAAUUUUAUUUAAUUGCAUUGUUUUAAUUUUUAAAAGAAAAAAAAUUUAUAAAAAA
Messenger RNA from Lucilia sericata (common green bottle fly), 1984 nucleotides. Its product is annotated as putative glycerol kinase 5. The transcript has 6 exons. Gene Ontology annotation, molecular function: kinase activity; phosphotransferase activity, alcohol group as acceptor. Bases 238 to 1887 code for a protein of 549 amino acids. Gene Ontology annotation, biological process: glycerol metabolic process; triglyceride metabolic process; glycerol-3-phosphate biosynthetic process. The record is from RefSeq and is a predicted model, not a curated record. Lineage: Eukaryota; Metazoa; Arthropoda; Insecta; Diptera; Calliphoridae. Gene Ontology annotation, cellular component: mitochondrion.